Messenger RNA from Cricetulus griseus (Chinese hamster), 3953 nucleotides. The record is from RefSeq and is a predicted model, not a curated record. NCBI's taxonomy places the organism in Eukaryota, Metazoa, Chordata, Mammalia, Rodentia, Cricetidae.
AUGUUAGGCUCGCGGUUGGCCAGGGGGACGGACGCGCGCUCUGGUUGGUGGAGGAGGGGUCACGAGGACGCCGUCGUCGCCUUUCCAGAGGCGAUUACUGGGCAGGCUCAGUCUUUUGCCUCAGACGCUAGCUGUAGCUGGCAGUCGCUCGUACGUGCUCCAGAGUCCACCGUGCCCGUCGCUGCCGCCCAGCUCGCGUUGGAAGAAGAUAGUGAAGACGAAGAAAUGUCCGAAGAUGAAGAAGAUGACAGCAGUGGAGAAGAGGUUGUCAUCCCUCAGAAAAAAGGAAAGAAGGCUACAGCAACUCCAGCAAAGAAGGUGGUUGUUUCACAAACAAAAAAAGUUGCAGUUCCCACACCAGCUAAGAAAGCUGCUGUUACUCCAGGUAAAAAGGCAGCAGCCACACCAGCCAAGAAGGCAGUUACACCAGCCAAAGCAGUUGCAACACCUGGAAAGAAGGGAGCCACACAAGCAAAAGCAUUGGUAGCAACCCCUGGUAAAAAGGGAGCUGUCACUCCAGCCAAGGGGGCUAAGAAUGGUAAGAAUGCUAAGAAGGAAGACAGUGAUGAAGAUGAAGAUGACGACGAUGAUGAAGACGACAGUGAUGAGGAUGAAGAGGAUGAGGAAGAGGAUGAAUUUGAGCCACCAGUAGUGAAAGGAAAACAAGGAAAGGUAGCUGCUGCUGCUCCUGCCUCAGAGGAUGAAGACGAGGAAGAGGAUGAAGAGGAGGAGGAGGAGGAUGAAGAGGAGGAGGAUGACUCUGAAGAAGAAGAAGCUAUGGAGAUCACACCUGCCAAAGGAAAGAAAGCUCCUGCAAAAGUUGUUCCUGUGAAAGCCAAGAAUGUGGCUGAGGAGGAGGAUGAUGAUGACGCUCCUGCAAAAGUUGUUCCUGUGAAAGCCAAGAAUGUGGCUGAGGAGGAUGAUGAUGAUGAAGAGGAGGAUGAAGAUGAGGAGGAGGAUGAAGAAGAGGAAGAAGAUGAGGAGGAGGAGGAAGAGGAAGAAGAGGAAGAGCCUGUUAAACCAGCACCUGGAAAACGGAAGAAGGAAAUGACCAAACAGAAAGAAGUUCCUGAAGCAAAGAAACAGAAAGUGGAAGGUUCAGAAUCAACUACACCUUUCAAUCUGUUCAUUGGAAACCUUAACCCAAACAAGUCUGUUGCUGAAUUAAAAGUUGCCAUCAGUGAACUUUUUGCUAAAAAUGAUCUUGCUGUUGUGGAUGUCAGAACUGGUACAAAUAGGAAAUUUGGUUAUGUGGACUUUGAGUCAGCUGAAGACCUAGAAAAGGCCUUGGAGCUCACCGGUUUGAAAGUGUUUGGCAAUGAAAUUAAACUAGAAAAACCAAAAGGAAGAGAUAGUAAAAAAGUUCGAGCUGCAAGGACACUUUUAGCAAAAAAUCUUUCUUUCAACAUCACUGAGGAUGAAUUAAAAGAAGUGUUUGAAGAUGCCUUGGAGAUCAGAUUGGUUAGCCAGGAUGGGAAGAGUAAAGGGAUUGCUUAUAUUGAAUUUAAGUCUGAAGCUGAUGCAGAGAAAAACUUGGAAGAAAAGCAAGGAGCAGAAAUUGAUGGGCGUUCUGUUUCACUCUACUAUACUGGGGAGAAGGGACAAAGGCAAGAAAGAACUGGAAAGAAUAGCACUUGGAGUGGUGAAUCAAAAACUUUGGUUUUAAGUAACCUUUCCUACAGUGCAACAGAAGAAACUCUUCAGGAAGUGUUUGAGAAAGCAACUUUUAUCAAAGUGCCCCAGAACCAACAGGGCAAAUCUAAAGGGUAUGCGUUUAUAGAAUUUGCUUCAUUUGAAGAUGCUAAAGAAGCUUUAAAUUCCUGUAACAAAAUGGAAAUUGAGGGCAGAACAAUCAGGUUGGAGUUACAAGGACCCAGGGGGUCACCUAAUGCGAGAAGUCAGCCAUCCAAAACACUGUUUGUCAAGGGUCUGUCUGAGGAUACCACUGAAGAGACCUUAAAAGAAUCAUUUGAGGGCUCUGUUCGUGCAAGAAUAGUCACUGAUCGGGAAACUGGUUCCUCUAAAGGGUUUGGUUUUGUAGACUUCAACAGUGAGGAAGAUGCCAAAGCUGCCAAGGAGGCCAUGGAAGAUGGAGAGAUUGAUGGGAAUAAAGUUACUUUGGACUGGGCCAAACCUAAGGGUGAAGGUGGCUUUGGUGGCCGAGGUGGAGGCAGAGGAGGUUUUGGGGGCCGAGGUGGUGGAAGAGGAGGAGGCCGAGGUGGAUUUGGCGGCAGAGGCCGGGGCGGCUUUGGAGGUAGAGGAGGCUUCCGAGGUGGCCGAGGAGGAGGAGGAGGAGGAGACUUCAAGCCACAAGGAAAGAAGACGAAGUUUGAAUAAUUCCUUCCCAAUCUUUCCCACUUCGUUUUAAAGAAAGGACUCUGGGGUUUUACACUGUUACCUGUUAAAUGACGGAGCCUUUUAAGGACAUUUCAAGAGAUUUUUUUUCCUACAAAUAGUUUUGGGGUUUUUUUUUUUUUGCGUUGGGGGUUGUAAAAGAAUGUUUAUCAUGUUUUUUUUGCUUCAGUGACUUUAGGACAAAUUAAUUAAAAGUCCUAAACUCUGGUGCCAGACUUGUACUUCAUAAAGAUUCCUUUUGGAAUGAUGUUUAAAGAGCUCAGCAAGACCAACUCUGCUGUUCAGUGGGGAUUUGAGACGUGUUCCUACUGCUUUCAAGAAUCCCAGCUACAAAUGUGGAGACUACUUUUGGGAGGGGUGGGGGAGGUGUCCACAACUACUUAUGUUUCUGACCUGUAAGUUUUGUUGAAGAUGCUGCAUUUUCACCGAAGAUGGGUGUACUGGAUGGUGGUGGUAAGAGGCACAUGGAUCAGUGGGCAGUAGAAAGUAUAGCCAUAAAGAGCUUGUGGUGGAGUUACAGCUGGUAUAGAUCCUGCAGAGAGGAAACAGUGACUUUUUUGAUGUGACCUAACACAAAGUUUGUGCAGCUAAAGGAAAGGGACUCUGUCCAAUAUAUUAGGACUUUUCUUGGUGGUCCAUUAAGGAUGGACCCAUCGUUUCCUUCCUCUGACUGUAUUUUUAGUGCCCUGCUCCCACCAAUUGGUUUUCAAAAAAAAGGCUAACCAGAGCUAUUUGGCUUAAACACAAAGGCCCUCUGUAGGGUUACUCUUAAAACCUGUUGGGUUGGGAUGACAGGCAUACUUUUGUGUAGUGAGGAACAGUUUGGUGUGUUCUUUUGCUGUGUAAACCCUUGAUUGCUAGCAUCCUAGUUCAAAACAGUUAAUGGCUUUUAGCUGAAAGUAAUUACAGAAAAGGUAAAACUGGUUGGUGGUAGCCAAGGAGACAUACAGGCAAAUCUGAGUAUGAGACUACUGUACAGAGCAAGUUUUAGGACAGCCAGGAACACAUGCAAACCCUUACUCAAACUCAAAAAAAAAGGAAAGGAAUGAUCCAACUCCGGUUGGUAGCACGGCAGGCAUAUUUUGUGGAGUGAGGAUACAGGAAAGUUCUCUGGAUGGUCAUCAAAAGUCUGGUUUGCAGUUAAAAUACCUGCCCCCAUUUUAAAUUGGAGGGAUUUGCAGCCAUUUUGGAAGAGUGGUAAGCUCCCUUUAGGAAAUGGUUGUCUGCUUUUUCUCAUUCUUCCAGCAGGUGGCAAUAUAAGUACACAUGAAAACUGAGGGAGGAGGAAAACCUGGCAGAUGAACUCCAAACAACCAUGUGUUUCAUCUGCUUUUGACCACACUACUCUUACUGUGGCUUCUUUCCUAUUCUAAGGAUGCUAGUGACUGCAGGUUGCCAUGUCUACUAGUUUUCAGUUUACCUGCCUGAACUUCAACAAGCAGAUACUGGGGUGGUGACUUGACUCUGGGCUGAGGUAGAGAGGGAAGCAAACAAGUCGCCUUCCCCGUCCUAUUUUCUUUUUGAGACAGGGUUUAUCUAGCUCUGGCUGGCUGCCCAUGUGCCUCUCCCAAUUGCUGAGAUUAAAGGAGUUCACACCA